CGUUUGGGAUCGGGUUUCGGGUCGAGAAAAGGUCCGGGCCAGGAGGAUUAAGAGAAAAGAGGGUCAAAUUUUGAAAUUUUUCGAUUCUAGUCGAGAAAAGUUCGGAAAGUUGCGAAAGUUUUUUUUUUCAAAAGUAACCAUCAAAAGUCAGAAAAGUCCGUGACAUCCCCGGUGUAUAUGUGUUUGUAUUUUUCCGUAAUUUAUAUUUUGGCAGAUUUCGGUGGUUGGUAUUUCAGCGCGCUCCGGAACUCCUUAUUUUUUUUUUAAUUUUUAAUGUCAAAAAUUUUUAAGAUCUCAAAAGACCUACAUUUGUCAAAUUAUUUGUUGCUUCUCCAAUUUCUUCUAAUUGUUCAGUAUAUUCUAAUAGACAAACAACGAAAAUAAAUAAAAUUAAACAACAAUUUUCAAAAAUAAAAUUACAAGGAAAACAACAAUAUAUUUUUGGCUUCAACAACAUUUGGUUGAAAAAAAAGAAUGGCUUGUUCAGCAAUUUUCUUUUUGGAUAUGAAGGGAAAGGUAUUAAUUUCUCGAAAUUAUCGUGGAGAUGUUGACUUGACAAUUAUUGAAAAAUUUAUUCCUUUUCUUGUGGAUAUGGAAGAGGAAGGAAAAUUGACUCCUAUUGUGGAUGUAGCUGAUGCUAUUUUUGUGUUUAUUAAAUAUAAUAAUGUUUAUGUUGUCGCUGUUUCUGACCAUAAUGUUAAUGUAGGUUUUCAAGUUUUUUUGCAUUGGGGUUUUUUGUAUGGCGGAUAUUUGGGAGCGCUUAUAGGGAUUGAUUUUUGAGUUCCAAAAAGAAUUCCAAGAAAACUCUUCAAGUAAUUUUCCAAGAAAUUUCGGGGAAAAAAAUUUUCGAAAUUUUUUUU
Meloidogyne enterolobii is the source of this 860-nucleotide messenger RNA. Lineage: Eukaryota; Metazoa; Nematoda; Chromadorea; Rhabditida; Meloidogynidae. The record is from the annotation of a GenBank genome assembly.